This is a messenger RNA of Sycon ciliatum, 3838 nucleotides long. RefSeq names its product TLC domain-containing protein 3A-like. Lineage: Eukaryota; Metazoa; Porifera; Calcarea; Leucosolenida; Sycettidae. The record is from RefSeq and is a predicted model, not a curated record. Bases 533 to 1408 code for a protein of 291 amino acids. The transcript is spliced from 5 exons. Gene Ontology annotation, cellular component: endoplasmic reticulum; membrane. Gene Ontology annotation, biological process: lipid homeostasis.
CCCGGGAUCAGGAGCUUUCUCGAUCACGUGCACAAGUAGAUUCUGUUUGCUUUGGCUUCGGCCUUGGCUUGAGCACUUCGAUUCGAAAUAAUUAUAAUUUUUUGAAUGGUCGUACUAGAUCGUCGAGUUCGAGUUUGAUUCAUUGAGUGUUUGUGACUGCUAGAAGGACAGGUGCAUGUGGCCAGAUCAAGGCGAGUAUUCUGUUGUAAGCAAAUGUCUGAACAUAACCGUAGUAAUUAUUACUUGUAGGAAGUCACACAAGUAGUAACAGCUAGUUAGUUGGGUACCAGGUGUAUGCCAUCAGUCAUCAGACUCAUCACUAACUAGUUACAGGCAGUAAGCUAUAGAUCGGCUCAGUUCGUCACGGAUUGCUGCCCAGCUCCAGACCUGAUAGAUGUCGAUUGCAGGAGAGGACAGCCGGAGCUGGUCCCUGGUAUGAUCUUCAAGAGAGCUGCAACAUUUACUACAGUUGCACCCGGAGGUUCGUUCAGUUAGUCCGGUGUCAAAUCAAGACAGACUUAGUGAUCACAAUAUGGCUGAGGCUGUGUCAACAGAGAAAGCGUCGUUCCUGGCUGGUGGUCUGAGGCGUACAUUAGACUCUGUGACACUUGAGAAUGGGAUCAUGGUCGUUGCUGGUUGGUUGUGCUACGCAUUGGCCUUCUCCGCACUGUCUUGCGUCAUACUGCCCUUCUUCAGGGUGACAAAUGUCAGUUCGAGGUUGCGCUACUCCUUAUCACUCAGCAUUAUCUCCGGCUGCUUUGCGUCCUACACAGCACUCCUGGGCAUUGAGGCUGUGCUGAACUUGGGCAAUGAUUUUCUAUAUUCCACAUAUCCACCGAUUCUCAUGUACGGCCGUUUUGGCUUCAUCUAUUUCACCUAUGAUAUUGUUGCCAUGUUCCUGGUCUACUCGGCGUCCGAGCAUGCUGCUUCAUUGUCUUGGCCGGCUUGUCUGAGGGCUCAUCUGCUUCGUAGCUGUGAUCUGGUCGUGCACCAUUUAAUCAUGGGUUUUGUCAUCAUUCCAUUUGCAAUUUUUUUCCUCAGGGACAAAGGCCACCUUGUUGUAGCUGUAGUAAUUCUGCACGAGGCUAGUACUCCUUUCUUGAGCAUGCACACAUCUCUGAAAAUGCUGCAGAAGACCAACAACUGGCUGUUUAUCUGCAAUGGUGCAAUGUUCAUUGCUGCGUUUCUCAUAUUCCGCGUGUGCUCGUUCCCCUAUCUCUACUGGCGCUACCAGCAGUAUAGACAGAUGUCAAGCCUCGUCCAAGUCGUGCUCUCCUUACCCUGGUACUGCAACGCGGGAUCGUUCAGCAUCGCCUCUCUGCAGUACUUCUGGUUUGUCAAGGUGGUAAGGAGCAUUGUGCACACUGCUCGCGCCGGCGGCGAUAAGGGCAAGGCCAAGCCAGCGUAGGUGUGCGGGCUGGGUCGUUCCGGUUGUGCUUUGCGUCGACUAGUUGAAUAUUCCGGUAAGGUAUUGGUUGUCUGUUAGCCAAUAUCACCAUCACCACCACCACCACUAUAACCGCGGCUUUACCCUGCAGUGACAGAUACUGCUUGUAUAAAACGAUGGUAUCCACGGCCGUGACUGGCCCUGGUGGUGUGUACGUAGAGCUUACAAUGAUAGCUCACAUUUUUGGUGCGUCCAUGGAGCUAUGAAGGCGAGACCUCUGGUCGGCGGAGCUUAAUGGGCCCCACCACCACACUCCAUUAUUCACCCCAGUGUCUGGAGAUAUGUGGAUUUUGUAGAGAAAAAAAAGAAGAAAAACACCAGUACAACCUGUAGAUAUUUCCUCAUGUUGAAUGAAGCAACAACAACAGCUACCUAUUGGCUUACUGUUCAGCCGGAAUCUACACAUCAGCUUUAAAUUCGUUCCAAAGCUUCCUGUCUGCCGUCCGUUUGUUUUACGCAGUACUGGUAUUCUAUUUAAAACUAAUGACGGCACAAGGAAAAACAGUCGGCUGACUGAGCCGGUCUUCUCUGCGGAAUCUCAGUAUGUGGUUAUGCCAACCUCCGACCAAGUCAAUGGAACAGUACGACUUUGGAUAGAUUAGUGAAGUUUUCAAAACCAGUGUUAAUUUUUAAAAAGGACUGUUCUAUCCGGUUCUUCACCAUCAGGGUUUAUGAAGCACUAUUUGCAAUCUCGUUAGCAUGCUGACAGCAAGAGUGUACAUGUAUGUGCACAAGAUUUGCAUGAUCUUAUGUACCACUGCUCUUGUUUUAUGAUCUCUAACUCCAUACGUAAUGACUCCAUAUGGUACUGGUGAGCUUCUUCCGAUAUUUAAUAUUAUAAAAAUACAGCAUCUUACCCCCUCCAGUUAGAAGCCUCUGCCAUACUCGACACAAACACACACUCAGACUCAGACAUGCCCAUUGCGGAAGCGAUGGUAGCGAACAGCUAUGUUAGACAUAGCAACUUGUCCUGGGAUUACACCAUUCAACAGCUUGUAAGGCUGAUGAAUUGACCGCCACUAAUUUGAGCCUGGUCUACACCACACAGCUGAUUGAAGUGGCUUUUUCUGGCCAGUGAAUCCCUAUUUUUCAUUUUUCCCCCGUGCAUGCGUGCAUGAUGUCAUUGAAAUCAAAACGCGGCGCAAGGUUUGAAGCGCGGGUAGAAUUUCGUUGGCCACACCUGCAGUGCAUUAUUGUGCGUGUACAAGCAUACUACCGUAUUGGUACCAGCUGCUGGCAGCUGUGUACCAAUACGGGCGUUGUAUGUAGUAUUUACCAACCCGUGCUGUUUUGCAGACCCCGAGACGGCAGGAACCACCGGCCUAUCCACUUGUGGACUACACCCAUCCCGUGUGGCAAGCAGAGACACACCGGCAGCCACACACACACCUACAACUACCAGUAUAAACAAAGACUGUUUGUAUCGAUAGGCUUCCCAGCCCCGGACUAGAGUCACACUCACAGUCUUCCCCAUGCCAGCACAACCAUGUACGGUAAAACCUGUCAAGGCAACCACUCUGAUAAGGCGACCAUCUCUCCCAGAAGACCACUACAACUGAACUAGCCAAAGGGAUGUACUUCCAGUAGGCCUGGGCGGAUAAUGCUAGUUACUUUGCGGGAUAAUGCUAAUGGCAAUGCCAGAAAACUGUAUCAUAAUGCUACUUAUAAUGCUGCUGUUCCUCUGUAAUGCCAGCAAUUCACCAGUAGUAAAUAUGGAAAAAUGGCUUGGUUUGGGCAGUAUUGUGCAUGUUUCGUAGUUCUACGUAGACGGCAUGGAAAAUGCUAGAAAAUCAUGAUCAUAAUACAUAUGUACUAGUUUCAUGCUGCUAUUGCUCCAUAAUGCCAGCAAAACCGCAAUAGUAUGCAUGGAAAAUGGCUUAGUUUGGACAAUCCUAUGCAGGUUGUGCAGUUCUAUGUACAAGGCAUGUAACGGUCCAUUUUUUGUAGUGGCCAAAACUUCCAUAUUUGAGUAUAAUGCCACUUUUGUGGAAAUGUAGUGUCAUAAUGCUAGUGUAGCGUUGGCACGCUUGUAACUGUUACUCACACAGCUGCAGCGUGAAUCACGUCUUCAAUGUAUUGGUCACGCGUGUUACACCGCACCCGUACCCCGCACUUGCAACUCUGUACCGUGCUUGCAGAUCCAUGACAUGCAUAGUAACUAGUCUCACUGCGUUCAAUGUUUCAUAUUGACCUUAGAAAUACUAGUCUAGACCUUUUGCUGCACUUUCAACCACCUCUUUUACGCCCAUUGCCCACACUGCUAUUCAGCUCCUUCUGCAUAGAAUCAAAUGGCAUUCCUUGUGCAAUGACUGUGGCCCACACAUCUUACUUUGACCUUUCUGUUUCUACUCUACGUAUCCCCUGGUCAUAGCUUGGCUUGGCUUACUUACA